This is a messenger RNA of Triticum turgidum subsp. durum (durum wheat), 1155 nucleotides long. The record is from the annotation of a GenBank genome assembly. NCBI's taxonomy places the organism in Eukaryota, Viridiplantae, Streptophyta, Magnoliopsida, Poales, Poaceae.
AUGAAGGCCGUCGCCAGCCACCAGUACCACGGCGUCCGUCCACCCUCGCCGACGCCGGCGACUAAGAUCUCCAUUCCCGUCUCCGCCGGCGGGGGCGCGGAGGCGGCGCUGCUCGGGAAGGGGCGGUACAAGGCGUGGGCCCUCGUCGCCAUCGCUCUCCUCGCGCUCUGGUCCAUGUUCGCCGCCUCCGUCACCCUCCGCUGGUCCUCCGGCGACCUUGCCGCCGUCCCCUGGGACUUGAGUAGUCCCCUCCUCGACGACCUCGACCCGCUCGACGGGACGGGGCACUCGCGGACCGUGCAGGGCGCCGUCGACAUGGUGCCCGCCGGGAACACGCGGCGGGUCAAGAUCCUCGUCAGGCCCGGGGUGUACAGGGAGAAGGUGACGGUGCCGAUCACGAAGCCGUUCGUGUCGCUGAUCGGCAUGGGGACCGGGCGCACGGUGAUCACAUGGAACGCGCGGGCGUCGGACAUCGAUGCAACGGGGCACCAGGUCGGCACCUUCUACUCCGCCUCCUUCGCCGUCGAGGCCGACUACUUCUGCGCAAGCCACAUCACCUUCGAGAACUCGGCGCCGGCCGCGCCGCCGGGAGCGGUGGGGAUGCAGGCGGUGGCGCUGCGGCUGUCCGGCGACAAGACCAUGCUGUACAGGUGCAGGAUACUGGGGACCCAGGACACGCUCUUCGACAACAUCGGGAGGCACUACUUGUACAACUGCGACAUCCAGGGCUCCAUCGAUUUCAUUUUCGGGAACGCCAGGUCCCUGUACCAGGGCUGCGCGCUGCACGCGGUGGCGACGAGCUACGGCGCGAUCGCGGCGUCGCAGCGGAGCUCGGCGUCGGACGAGUCGGGGUUCUCGUUCGUGGGGUGCCGGCUGACCGGCUCCGGCAUGCUGUACCUGGGCAGGGCGUGGGGCAGGUACGCCCGGGUGGUGUACGCCUUCUGCGACCUCGGCGGCAUCGUCGUGCCCCAGGGCUGGAGCGACUGGGGCGACCGCGCCAGGACCAAGACGGUGAUGUUCGGGGAGUACAAGUGCAAGGGGCCCGGGGCGAGCUCGCGGCAGCGGGUGCCGUGGGCGCGGGCGCUCACCUACGAGGAGGUGCGCCCCUUCCUCGGCCGGGACUACAUCAAUGGCGAGCAGUGGCUCCGGUUGUAG